AAUUAAUUCAAUGGUGCUGAUAUUAUUCUUCGCCAAAUAAAUUUGCCCCAACACGUUAUCUGCCAAAAUUGCGGGAAACAAAGAAACGCAAAAUUCUGGUGUAGUGUUCAUCAUCAUCAUCAUUUAUAUAUAUACAUAUACUGUGAUUUCGUUCACCAUUGCCUGAUUGUUCAGUUUCUCAAUCGAAUUACCAUGACCGUCGCCAAUCCCUCUUCAGGUUCUAUAAAGGGUGAUGAUGGAAAACUGAGAUUGGGUUUGCCGCCAUUAACAACUAUUCUUUAUCAUUUUGGUACAAGUGGGAUUUCUGUUGCCUUGGCUACUGCUGCUACUCAUCCUUUAGAUGUUCUGAAAGUGAGGCUUCAAAUGCAACUUGUUGGUCAAAGAGGACCUUUAACUGGAAUGAGACAUAUCUUUACUCAGAUAUUGAAGAAUGAAGGUUUUGGUGCGUUGUACCUUGGAUUGACACCUGCAUUGACAAGGUCAGUUCUGUAUGGAGGAUUGCGCCUCGGUUUGUAUGAACCAUCAAAAUAUGUAUGUGAAAAGGCAUUUGGCUCCACAAAUAUCCUUCUUAAAUUUGUAGCUGGAGGCGUUGCUGGUUCUUUUGCCACUGCGCUCACUAAUCCUGCAGAAGUUCUGAAGGUUCGCUUGCAAAUGAAUUCAGACAUCAAAGUAGGUGCUAUUAGCCAAAUGCGCAAAAUUGCUUCUGAGGAGGGUAUAAUUGCUCUUUGGAAGGGUGUUGGUCCUGCUAUGGCAAGAGCAGCUGCCUUGACUGCAUCACAGCUAGCAACAUAUGAUGAAUCUAAGCAAGCUUUGACACGGUGGACGUCUCUAGAUGGAUUUCCUUUGCAUUUCAUGUCAAGCACUAUAGCUGGUGUUGCAAGCACUCUGGCCACAGCACCCAUGGAUAUGGUUAAAACCCGUCUAAUGUUGCAAAAAGAAUCUAGUGGCAGAAUUUAUAAGAAUGGAUUUCACUGUGCCUACCAGGUCAUGCGAACCGAAGGUCCUCUUGCACUAUACAAAGGGGGCUUUACAAUUUUCGCACGAUUGGGUCCUCAAACGACGCUCACAUUUGUACUUUGUGAGAAGCUGCGGGAGCUUUCUGGACUCCACGCUAUUUAAUUUGAUACAUCUGUCGGUUUCCAUGGAAGUUUUAGAUCUGGAUACACUUGCUCCAAUACAACAACACUGUCAAAGUUUUAAUCCCAAAAGAUUGGAAUCAACUAAUCCAUAGAAAUACUGCUUCAAUCCAGAUUAGACAAAAUUCUUUUCCUCCAAUUUUUGGGGUGAUCUGCUGAGGAGUUACAGAAAGAGCUCUUCUCAGUUUUGCAUUACAAGAUCACCUUAUAUUCCUUUUAUUUAUAAGCUUAUUUUAUGUUUUACUGUAUUUUUUUUAUGUUUAAUUUUGUAAUUUAUUUGUUUCCUCAUUGGGUACUCUUGAAUUUGAUAUGCAACUGUAUCGGAAUAGUGA
This is a messenger RNA of Amaranthus tricolor (Joseph's coat), 1468 nucleotides long. RefSeq lists its product as uncharacterized. Bases 193 to 1119 code for a protein of 308 amino acids. The record is from RefSeq and is a predicted model, not a curated record. NCBI's taxonomy places the organism in Eukaryota, Viridiplantae, Streptophyta, Magnoliopsida, Caryophyllales, Amaranthaceae. The transcript is spliced from 9 exons.